AUGGACAAAGUCGAUGACCCUAGUUCCUUGGCAGAGUAUCUUUACAGUCACUUUCUAAGCGGUCACGAAGGUCCUCUCGGAGCCGUGGCUUUAGAUGGCAUCGAUAUUGCAGAUAUUGAUUACAGCUCUGAGUCAUGGGUCGACCUUGUGGAGGCAAUCUAUGGUUAUUCGACAGAAGAGAGAAAGAUUUACAUAUCAGCAGCGCCGCGUUGCAGUAUCACAGCCUUUGACAGCGCACUCGCUACAGGUCAUGUAGAUUAUCUCUGGGUUUUAUUCUAUGGUCAAUACGAAACCUGCGAAUAUUUAGGAGGCGACUUCACAGGGCUUCUUGAUUCAUGGUCGAAAUGGACGGCCAAGAAAGGUGUUGCUGAUAGUGAUACGUCUGUGUUCUUGGGCUUAGUAGCGUCAAAUGAUCCAGCUGCAGCAUCCAAUGGUUACAUAACACAAGAAGAUCUCAAGUCUGAGGUUCUUCCGACUGUGGCGGAAUCUUCCAAAUAUGUUGGGGUGAUGCUCUGGAAUAGGUACUAUGAUAAGCUAACAGGCUAUAGUACUAAGAUUAAUGACGCUAGUGUGUCAAAGAGAUUCAACAGUCUCUUGGCCAAAUCUGUGGAAGAUGUGAUGUAUUAG
Messenger RNA from Prosopis cineraria, 627 nucleotides. RefSeq names its product hevamine-A-like. Gene Ontology annotation, biological process: carbohydrate metabolic process. Bases 1 to 627 code for a protein of 208 amino acids. The record is from RefSeq and is a predicted model, not a curated record. Gene Ontology annotation, cellular component: extracellular region. Gene Ontology annotation, molecular function: chitinase activity. The transcript has a single exon. NCBI's taxonomy places the organism in Eukaryota, Viridiplantae, Streptophyta, Magnoliopsida, Fabales, Fabaceae.